Ostertagia ostertagi is the source of this 1131-nucleotide messenger RNA. Lineage: Eukaryota; Metazoa; Nematoda; Chromadorea; Rhabditida; Trichostrongylidae. The record is from the annotation of a GenBank genome assembly.
GUAGUGAUUUUAUCGGUUCAUGAACAUCACUCGAAUACGCUACCUUGGCGUGCGGUUGCUGAAGCUUGUUAUUAUGUACGCGAGUCCAGCAACGGUGGCAUCGAUCUCGCUGAUCUCGUCCGUGUAUUGGAAGAAGCUCAUGAGAAGCACCCUCAAUCCCAGCUGCUGGCAGCAUUCACUGCGUGCUCGAAUAUCACAGGAAUUUGCAUGGAUGUACCUCAGAUCAGUGCUACUCUCAAGAAGUAUAAUACACUAAGCGUUUGGGAUUAUGCAUCUUCCGCUCCAUAUGUGGAAAUAAAUGUCAACGGUACUCAUCCGGUUGACGCAGUGUUCUUUUCUGGGCACAAAUUCGUGGGCGGAGUUUCUACACCCGGUGUACUCGUUGUCAAAAAGUCGAUAAUAAAAGCGACUGCUCCGAAGCGAAUCGGCGGAGGAACAGUUUCAUCAUCAGGUGAAUGGUACCUAAAGGAUGCGGAAUAUCGUGAGGAAGGCGGUACCCCAGAUAGCGUUGGAAUUAUUCGCUUAGCUCUGGCAGUGAAGUUGAAGAGGGCGGUAGGAGAGCGCACCAUAGUCACUUUGGAAAGACAAAAAUCAGAGCGAUUUCUGAAAGGUCUGAAGAGCUGUUGCAACGUGGUACUGCUCGGAGCGCCUACUGUAGAGAGAUUGUUUUUCCACCAUAAUUACAUCUCCGCCCUUCUGAAUGACCUAUUUGGUAUUCAAAGCCGCGCUGGAUGUAUGUGUGCUGGACCGUAUGCUCAAUAUUUAAUGGGUAUCGAUGAAGAGCUGAAAGCCUCUGAUUACAGUUUAGCGCUACAGUACCUUGAUGCGUUGAGAGAAGCCGAUGGUCUGGAUCGGACCCAUUUACGACGAGUCGGUGAAUAUUCGUCACAUGAAAUGCUACGUCCAGGAUUCACAAGGGUUUCGAUACCGUAUUUCUGGACGGACGAACAAGAUCACCUCGUGGAAUGUAUUCGUUUCGUAUCCGAGCGAGCAGCGGAUUUCAUUCACCUGUACCAACUGAAUUGUGAAAGUGCCGAAUGGCAUCAUCACAAACAACGAACAUUUCAUGCUCGCAAAUGGCUUGGGCACGUUACGUUUACCAGUAAUGGUAUGCUGGUUGAAGACAAGAAG